Molecule: messenger RNA, 1872 nt
Organism: Megalops cyprinoides (Indo-Pacific tarpon)
Lineage: Eukaryota; Metazoa; Chordata; Actinopteri; Elopiformes; Megalopidae
Product: sodium-dependent neutral amino acid transporter B(0)AT3-like
Exons: 12
Coding region: 1-1872 (623 amino acids)
Biological process (GO): sodium ion transmembrane transport
Cellular component (GO): plasma membrane
Source: RefSeq, a predicted model, not a curated record
AUGACUGAAAAAGAGAAGGAUGUGCCCAUGGAUGUGGCUCAGAUGGAGGAGAACAAGUCUGGUGAAGAGCGACCCAAGUGGGACAACAAGAUUCAGUAUCUUCUCACGUGUAUUGGAUUUGCUGUGGGUCUGGGCAAUGUGUGGCGAUUCCCUUACUUGUGCCAGAUCUAUGGAGGAGGUGCAUUCCUGAUCCCUUACCUGAUUGCACUGGUGUUGGAGGGACUGCCCCUGUUGCACAUGGAGCUUGCUAUUGGACAGCGAUUGCGCAUGGGAAGCAUUGGUGUGUGGAACUCCAUAUCACCGUACUUGGGAGGAGUGGGUCUGGCAUCUUUGAUAGUGUCUUUCCUAGUCGGCCUGUUCUACAACACCAUCCUGGCCUGGGUGCUGUGGUAUUUCUUCCACUCAUUUCAAAACCCUCUUCCCUGGAGAGACUGUCCAGUCAAUGAUAACCACACAGGGUAUAUAAAGGAGUGUGAGGAAAGCACACCUGUGAACUACUUCUGGUACCGCAAGACACUGAACAUCACACCUGAUAUUCAGACCAGUGGCUCUCUGCAGUGGUGGCUGGUGCUGUGUUUGGCCACUGCCUGGGGAAUCGUCUAUAUCUGCUUCAUCCGCGGCAUUGAGACCAUUGGCAAGGCAGUGUAUAUCACAGCUACUUUUCCCUACCUUGUGCUAACCAUCUUCCUGGUGCGGGCUCUCACCCUGCCUGGUGCCACAAUAGGGUUGACAUACCUCUUCACGCCGAAUUGGGAGACACUGAAAGAACCUAGAGUUUGGCUGGAUGCUGCCACGCAGAUCUUCUUCUCCUUGUCUCUGGCUUUUGGUGGCCUCAUCGCUUUCUCCAGUUAUAACCCUCAGAAAAAUGACUGUGAAAGAGAUGCCUUGAUAGUAGGAUGCAUAAACAGUGCCACAUCCAUCUACGCAUCCAUUCCCAUAUUCGCCAUUCUUGGGUUCAAAGCAAAUUCAAACUACAAUGACUGCCUGAACAGCAACAUCAUGUCCCUGACAAAUGCAUUUAGCAUUGGGGAUGAGAACAUAACACUGGAAAACUAUGAAAGCUGGCUGGGCAACCUAAAUGCAAGUGAUCCUGAGAAAGUUGCUAGCAUUGAUCUGAAAACCUGCAAUCUGCAAACAUUUCUUGACCAGAGUGCAUCAGGGACUGGCCUGGCCUUCAUAGUUUUCACAGAGGCAGUGAUCAAGAUGCCAGGCUCCCAGGUUUGGGCUGUGUUAUUUUUCGUCAUGCUGUUCAGCCUGGGCCUAUCCUCCAUGUUUGGGAACCUGGAGGGGGUCCUCACUCCUCUGCUGGACCUGAAGCUGGUGCCCAGCUGGAUACCGAAAGAGAUUUUUACAGGGCUGUUGUGCCUCGUGUCUUUCUGUGUGGCCCUCAUCUUUACUCUGGGCUCAGGGAAUUACUGGCUGGAGAUUUUCAACAACUAUGUAGGAUCCUUGCCCCUGCUCAUCAUUGCUUUCUUCGAGAUCGUCGCUGUGGUUUACGUCUAUGGAAUUGGCCGAUUCAGUGAUGACAUUGAGUGGAUGACGGGGCGGAGGCCCAACAUUUACUGGCAGGCCACAUGGAGGGUCAUCAGUCCUGUGAUGCUGCUGGUGGUGUUCCUGGCGUACAUCGUGGUCCAGGCUAAUGAGCGGCCCACCUAUCCCGCAUGGAAUCCGGGUUAUGUGAAGUUCCCACUGUUUGAUGUUCAGCCGUACCCCAACUGGGUCUUUGUUAUCUGCGUGCUGCUGUCCCUCAUAUCUUGUAUCUUCAUACCCAUCAUCGCCCUCUACAGGUUCAUUCAGUUCCUGCGGAAACGCUUGGCAGUGUGGCGGGCCACCAGAUCCUAUGACAACGAAGCUUACUUACCAGAAAUGUAG